AUGCCCCCCGACCGACAUGCGAGCCGCGCCAGUUUUGCAUGCACUCGUUGCAAAAAAGAUAAAAGACGAUGCGAUAUUUCCCAGGUUUUGAGUGAAGGAGGAAGAUCUUGCACCCUAUGUCGGAACAAGAAUGAGAAGUGCGAAGUGCGGUAUGGCGAAGACAAGCGCAGCCAUCGCCGACCGAGCGAGUCCAAGGCACUGCACCAGCGGAUGCAGGCUCUCGAGGAGUUCGUGAGAAAUGCCUCCCGUGUUGACGGUCAAUCAUUCAGCAUAUUCAAAGACGACGACAGUUCUAGAAGCUUGAGGCAAUUCUCUUUUCCAAGUCCUGCCAGCUCUUCUAGUCCCGGUACACACACUAGGACCGUUUCGAUGCCCUCUUAUGAGAAGCCAGAGACUUGGAUCACAACGCCCCGAGCCGAACCUACACCGAACUCCCUCCGAUCUGAGUCAGUCUCGAGCGAUCAUAUUCCAUACAAUGAGCCCAUGCUUGAGCAAUUGUGCUUUCCUUCAGCAAUGGAUGAGGCCGUGCAAGAAGAGGGCGCCGCAGAGAAUGAUGCAUAUUUGGGAUACACCAGUAUGUUUCCUUACUUGGAAGAGGAUGCUAGUGCAAGAGGUUCCAAAGCCAUUUGCCCAACACCUCUUGCGAAUAGACGGCCUUGCGUACCAUCUGAAGUACUUCCCGAGCCAGAACCCAUUGUCGCGCAUCUUCUCGACCUCUUUUGGCAGUGGCAGGCGCCUCAUUUGCUCGUAAUCGAUCGCGACUUGUUUGUCCGUCAUCGGAAGCUUUGGGACGACAGUGGAGGUCAAGGCGACCGCACUUUCUACACUCCUACUCUAUUGUACGCGAUACUUUCGCUGGCCUCGAUGAUCAGUCUGGACAAGGGCGUUGUGCGUUACUCUGCAUCAUCUGGCGGGCUUGCUGGCGACAAUUUUGCGACAAGGGCGCGUGAGCUGCUCGAGUUAGAGCUUGAGCACCCAACCACCACAACAGUCCAAACAGCCUUGAUCCUGGGGUUUAGGUUUGAGGCAGCAGGGCAUGCUUCUCUGGGCUGGAUGUACAGUGGCAUGGCAUUCAGGAUAGCAAGCGACCUGAGGUUGCAUCUUGACUGCUCAAAAUCGUUGAGGUCUGGGAGAAUGAGCUCUGAUGAGGCGAGACUGAGGCAAAGAGUAUUUUGGGCAUGCCAUCAAGCAGAUGCAGAUGACGAUAUUACGACGUCCGUACCAGAACGGCAAGCAGAGAAGGUGGAAGUUGGCGGCUAUGAAGACUGCUCUUUAUGCUAUCUCCAUGCAUCUUCAACUCUGUCCAUUUUGUCUUCGAAAACCCAGACUAUGAUUUACGGUCAAAGAAACCGACGAACGCCGAGCGAGCUGAGAUCAACAGCUCGGCGGUUGCACGAAGAGUUGUGGCGGUGGCAUCGGAUGUUGCCACAAAAAUUUAGAUGGUCUAGCGACGAAAGCGCCAAACCAUCAUCAGAAGUCUUGCUCCUGCACAUGACUUUCUACUUCAACCUCAUCAUGCUCCAUCGACCUUUUAUGAAUCAUUCUAGAGUCGCCACAGAUCUCGACGUGCAAGCUUCUGCCUCUUUCAACUCAACAACCGUGUGCUGUGAAGCUGCGACCAAAAUAACGAAACUAGCCUUUGCCUACCGAAACCUGUACAACGUCAAGCAGAUGCCACCAUCUGCAAUUCACUUCAUUUUUAUUGCUGGAACAAUACACCUCAUGACCAGCCGCCUGAGCGGAAAGGCACCCCAUGAACAUCUUCUGCAGAGCUGCAUGGAAAUGCUGCCAGAGUUGAGCAACUCUUAUCCUACGUCUGAAAAGGCGCAUCGUAUUCUAAGGGACAUGAGCGAGAACUGGAAAAACUCGAACAAAUCCCAAGAAGGCGUCCAGGCUGUUCAUGUUAGCCAGACAUUCCAUGACGUUCUAGGGGAGACCACAGAUCAAGGAUCGGAUUUUGAGGUUGCAGGCACCAUAGCUAGCAAGGCCGGGGCCGCAAAAUCAAGCAUGGCUAAAAGCCAAGGAUGCUUGAUUGCGUCAUCACCUACUGACAUCCUUCACGACGUCAAUCUAUAUGAUGAAAUCACACUUGGGCAAGGCAGUAGCAACUGUGGUUUCCUGGGCUCCGGAAUGGAGUGGCUUUCGGAUAAUGACCUUUUCGAAAGCAUAGGCGGGGCCGACGGGUCCUUUUCAUACGCAUAG
This is a messenger RNA of Colletotrichum gloeosporioides, 2202 nucleotides long. RefSeq names its product putative transcriptional regulatory protein. The record is from RefSeq and is a predicted model, not a curated record. Gene Ontology annotation, biological process: regulation of DNA-templated transcription; DNA-templated transcription. The transcript is spliced from 4 exons. Lineage: Eukaryota; Fungi; Ascomycota; Sordariomycetes; Glomerellales; Glomerellaceae. Gene Ontology annotation, molecular function: zinc ion binding; DNA binding; DNA-binding transcription factor activity, RNA polymerase II-specific. Bases 1 to 2202 code for a protein of 733 amino acids.